Molecule: messenger RNA, 375 nt
Organism: Hibiscus syriacus
Lineage: Eukaryota; Viridiplantae; Streptophyta; Magnoliopsida; Malvales; Malvaceae
Product: receptor-like protein kinase 7
Exons: 2
Coding region: 1-375 (124 amino acids)
Cellular component (GO): plasma membrane
Molecular function (GO): protein binding
Source: RefSeq, a predicted model, not a curated record
AUGUCAACUGUGACUUGGGCCAGUUGGCAAGACUUGUUUGGAAGAGUUGGAGCAGCUUCUCUUCACCGCAUCGGGAGGAAGAUUCGACCCGCCAUUGGAGACCUCACUAAGCUUAUAGAAUUGGAGCUUCAAUACAAUUACCUGUUCGGUGAGAUUCCCAUGGAGGUCGGAAAGCUUCACAAGCUAUGGCAGCUUGAGCUUUACAACAAUGAGUUGACCGGAAAACAUCCCGUCGAAUUGCGAAAUCUUACGAAGCUCGAACUUUUCGAUGCCUCUGCUAACAAUCUGGAAGGAGAUAUCGCAGUAGUGGGGUCAGUAACCAUGGUGUUAUUCACGGUCGUCGUGGUCGCUCGUCUCACCGGGGGUUGGUUGUAA